UUUAUCUCACACUCAAGAGGAGACACAAGAUAAAGGAGGCACCAUUACCAAACACCGCGCCUUCCACCCUCCCACAACACCAGUCACCCACAACAUCAUAUUCCAACACCUUCUCUCGCGUCGCCUCACAUUCUCUUUAUACAUCCUUCCACUGACACAGCGAAGAGGCGUCGCGUCAUGGCGUGGGGCAUUGGUAUCCUGCGCUCCAGCUAUGAGUCGUUACUGCUGUCUUACGGCGUGUGGGAGGCGCUGCUGCCCUACAUCAUCUGGGGCCAGCGUGUCGUGUUCGUCUGCCUCCUGCUGGUCGCCACGGUGGGAGGCAGACUUAGACUCAGGAGGAAAUACGUUCAGGUCCUUGACAGUGUGUUUACCUUCGCUGCCGCCAAGCUGGGUGACGAGACGCCCCUGGAGGAGGAGGGAGAGGCGCGCAGGGAUAGCGAUGAAGUGCACGAGGCCAAGGACAGUGACAGAGUGGUGAUCGACCCCGAGUCCCCAAAAGCCGAACCAGGAUCUCCAGAUGGCUCCUUUAAGUUCCAGGAUCCUCUGCCGUACCUGGCGGCGGGCAUGCGGGCCGUGGUUUCAGACUGCGUCACCAAGAGCUUCACCUCGGCUGAGCUGCGCACCUGGAACAUGCUCUCCAGGACGAAGCAUAAGCGAUACCUCCGCCUGAGUCGCUCCCUGACGGUGUUCUGGGUGGUGGGCGUGGUCAUCCGCUACCUGUUCCUCUUCCCCAUGCGGCUCCUCGUAACGGUUAUCAGUCUGGCUAACUUAGUGGUCUGCUGCAUUGCAGUCGGUCUGCUGCCAGAGAGCGAGUUCAAGCGACGCCUCAAUGCAAAGGUGGUAACGUGGUGCUUCGACUUCGUGGCGGGGUCAAUCUCCGUGGUAGCCAGGUUCCACAACCCCGAGAACAGACCUACCCAUGGCAUCGCUGUCGCUAACCACACGUCCCCCAUUGACUGCAUGGUGCUGGCGACUGACCAGUGCUACGAUAUGGUGGGGCAGAAAUCAGGAGGGAUCUUAGGGGUGUUCAUGAGCGCCCUCUCAAAGUCCUCUACACACAUCUGGUUUGAGAGAACGGAGGCCAACCAACGUGCGGAGGGCGGCAAAGAGGUGAGUGAAGGAGCGCUGAGGGAACACUCGCAGAACACCCGCUUGCCGCCCAUCCUCAUCUUUCCAGAAGGCUGCUGCGUCAACAACACGGCCGUCAUGCAGUUCAAGAAAGGGUCAUUCGAGAUGGACUGUACUAUCUACCCCAUCGCCAUUCGCUUCGACCCUCGCUACGGGGACGCCUUCUGGUACCAAGACACCUUCGUGCAGUACCUCUUCUCCAUGAUGACCUCCUGGGCCAUUGUCGUAGACGUGUGGUACCUUCCUCCCAUGCAGCGCCGCCAGAAUGAGUCAGGAGUCGCGUUUGCACAGAGGGUGAAGGCGCUCAUUGCCCACCGUGGAGGCUUCGUGCAGCUCGCCUGGGACGGUCUGAUCAAACUGCACACCACUAAACAGGACGUGUGGCGCCUUAAACAGAGCCAGUGGCGGCAGAAACAACAAAAGGAGUUUGCAAGGCACUUCGAGGAGAGGGAAGAGGAAGAGGAAGAGGAAGAGGAGAAGGAGGAGGAUGAGGUGAACAGAGACGUGAAUGUGAAGGAAAAUGGACAGAUGGAAAGUGAAGAAAGUGCUAAGCAAGAAACAAAAGUGGAAAAGAGGAGAAAAUACUCGGAAAAAAGAGGAAAUAAAGGAAAGCGAUGCAGAUGAAAACGAAAAGAGAGACGUAAAAAGGGAAGAAGAAACGGGGAAGGGCAAUACAAAUACAAGGGAAAAGAAAGCACAGUGAGGGAAGAGGAAAAAGAAGAGAGAUACAGAUGAAAUGAAAAAUACAGAAUUAGAAAAUAGAGGAAAAGGAGAAUAAAUGUACAAAUGUGAAGGAAAAUGGAAAUCAACAAAUGAAAGAAAGUUAGAAGAAAGAAACAAAUGUGGGAGA
Messenger RNA from Scylla paramamosain (green mud crab), 1978 nucleotides. RefSeq names its product glycerol-3-phosphate acyltransferase 3-like. Lineage: Eukaryota; Metazoa; Arthropoda; Malacostraca; Decapoda; Portunidae. Gene Ontology annotation, biological process: triglyceride biosynthetic process. Gene Ontology annotation, cellular component: endoplasmic reticulum. The record is from RefSeq and is a predicted model, not a curated record. Gene Ontology annotation, molecular function: glycerol-3-phosphate O-acyltransferase activity.